UUGUCACAUGUCUCCAUUCGUCCCUCGGACAACUAUUAACGUCUCCAAACGAAUAGUCACCCGAAAACUCUCAAGCGAUGAAGACGCUCAUCACAAUCCUCCCGUUGCUAUCAGUGCUCGUGGUCCGGGCCAACAAUGACAACGGCACAACCGUGGAAUUAUUCUACGGUCUUCGAGAGACAACACCAGUUCUCGAAAGCACCCUCCAACGUAAGUGGAUAAACGACCUAAACCUGAAUUUCAAAUCAUCCUUGAUAAUCGGACCCAGUGCCUUCCAAAAUAUCACAUCUGAGCUGAUUGGUUUGACCUUCACAAAUUCCAAUACAUUAUGGCUGGAAGGAGAGUCACUGAUUGGAUUGAAGGCAAAAACUCUCUACAUAAACAAAGCAACUAUCAACUUGACGGAUAACUUGGUGGUACCGACAACUCUAAAGGUUCUUACCCUGGACGCCUGCGAGACUCCCUCAACUCUCCUGGGAAUCCCCCGUUUAUUUCCGGAUCUCGAGGAGCUGCAUCUCUAUGACAACAAUCUUCCCGUCAUCGGAACGAAGGCUUUUGCGACGAUGAAAAAUCUGAAGAGACUUGGCCUGGUGCUCAACAGGAUCACCACCCUGGAGCCAGGAUGUUUCAAGGGACUGAACGAACUGCUGGUCCUAAAUCUAUCCAACAAUAGGCUGACAUCGCUGCCAGCCGGAGUCUUCAAUGGAUUAUCCAAAUUGAAGCAUCUCUACGUGGAUAACUGCGAGGAUCUCAAACACAUCGACAUCAACGCCUUCCGGGGAAUGUCGUCCCUACGUGAACUGUGGCUCCAAAAUAAUGCCCUCGAGACACUGCAAGUGGGAAUGUUCGAUGAACUGCGAACACUGGGUGCUCUUCUGCUAGAGUCCAAUAACAUCACUCAUGUUCCGAAGGGAGUCUUCAACAAGGUGAAGACCCUUCGAGUGAUUUCCCUGAAGAACGCGAUGAUUUCGUCAAUCGAGCCCAACGCUUUUUCUGUACUCAACUUGGAGUCGCUGGAUCUCAGCGGUGGAAUGCGACAGAGAGCCCUGGAGAGCGGGAUCUUCACUGGUUUGACUGUCGAGGAUUUACAUCUCCGGGGAAAUGGCAUUCAGGAGAUAAAACCACACGCCUGGGAUGGCCUCUUCGCUGAAACGGUCAAUUUGAAUUCUAAUAAUCUAACGAAAAUUGUUCCGGAGUAUUUUGCUGGGCUCAACACUUCGACCCUUUAUUUGUUGGCGAAUGGAAUUACGGAGAUCACCCCAAAUGCGUUUGGGAAUACGCAAGUUAAAGAAAUCGAUUUCAGGAAUAACUCGAUUAAGACGAUUGAGAAAGCAACGUGGGGUCUUCCGGAAUCUGUCAGAAUUACUAUAGAAUAAUUUCAGUAUGAAGUACCAGACUCUUGAUCAAGCAAAUGAGAUAAGCUUAAGUCUACUGGUGUGCUAUGAUCAGUACCUAGAAUACAUUCACAUACUCCAUCAUACUUACACAUAGACACGAUAUUAAUGUAGACACUCACAUCUAGAGCCUGUCCCAAACAGACAAUGUAACAGUUGAUCGUAAUACAAUGUUCUGUGCAGACAAAUCUACUUUA
This is a messenger RNA of Diachasmimorpha longicaudata, 1591 nucleotides long. Its product is annotated as leucine-rich repeat-containing protein 15-like. Gene Ontology annotation, cellular component: extracellular matrix. The coding region runs from base 78 to 1376 and encodes 432 amino acids. NCBI's taxonomy places the organism in Eukaryota, Metazoa, Arthropoda, Insecta, Hymenoptera, Braconidae. The record is from RefSeq and is a predicted model, not a curated record. The transcript has a single exon. Gene Ontology annotation, molecular function: protein binding.